AUGUCCCAUCUCAAGUACUACGCCUAUGAAGGAGUUGGCGUUGAGAAUGUGCGCAAGUUUCACUACAGUCAAGCUGUGCGAAUUGGCGAUCGGAUUGAAUGUGCGGGCCAAGGAGGAUGGAACCCCGUGAAUGGCGAAUUUUACAAGGAGAUCAAUGAGCAAAUCGACCAGGCAUUCAAGAAUGUCGAACUCAAUCUUAAAGAUGCUGGUGGCAAAGGAUGGUCGCAAGUGUUCCGUGUGUACUCGUACCACGUUCCCAUCAACGACGAGGCUUUGGCCGCUAUGGUCAGGAAUUUCAGGAAAUAUAUGCCGGAUCAUCAGCCGAUUUGGACCUGUGUCGGUGUGCCACGACUUGGAGAGGAUGAUAUGCGGGUUGAAAUUGAGGUUGUUGCUCAUGACCCAGAGACUGUCGCAAAAUAG
Messenger RNA from Ilyonectria robusta, 420 nucleotides. RefSeq names its product endoribonuclease L-PSP. The transcript is spliced from 2 exons. The record is from RefSeq and is a predicted model, not a curated record. The coding region runs from base 1 to 420 and encodes 139 amino acids. Lineage: Eukaryota; Fungi; Ascomycota; Sordariomycetes; Hypocreales; Nectriaceae. Gene Ontology annotation, cellular component: cytosol. Gene Ontology annotation, molecular function: deaminase activity.